UAUAUCACAUAAGCAUCUGGGAGGUUGGUUCUCGAGAAAGGAUGGUACAUAAACCCUUCAAGGUUUGGGAUUUAUCUGCUUGCUCAAUGCCUUUCUAGGUAAAGUUCCUUUUCCAAUUUUGUGUUCAUUGAUGCAUGUAAGUGAUGAAUUUUCAAUGGUUGUGAUUCAAGCAAACAAUUUGUUAGAUCAGCCAGGUUGAAUCAGGACCGUUGAGUUCGAUGAAUUUAGGUCCGUACGGAACGUUCAUCGGCGUCUAUGAGGGACAUGGUGGACCGGAGACGUCAAGAUUCGUUAACGAGAAUCUGUUUGCUAAUCUCAAGAGAUUUGCGUCUGAGGAUCAAGAUAUGUCUGCGAAUGUUAUCAAGAUAUGAGUUUCUUUCGGUUGUAAGAGAACAAUGGCGGAUAUGCCGGCAAAUAGCGUCUGUGGGGACGUGCUGUUUGGUAGGUGUUAUUUGUAAAGGGUUGAUUUACAUUGCGAAUGCUGGAGAUUUGAGAGUGGUGUUAGGGAGAGCUGAUCGAGAAUGCAGGCGGUGAACGGUUAAAAAGCCAGAAGUCGAAGGUUACCGAAAUUCAAAAUGUAAGUACAAUACAUUACUCGAAAGGUUGAUGUUGUUCAAGGUCAGCAACAGUUUAUAUUUACAUAAUUCUUUAUGUCAGUUCAGUUUACGAUCUGUUUAUCGUAUUUUCAGGUGCUGAUUUGGCAAAUUUGGUAAACAUGUCGGCUCUCAAGGUGGCAAUGGACGGUGCAAAAUCGGUAAACAUGGCUGAUUUAGGAUUAUAGCGACUCAUAGCGAGAAUAGUGACAAUUAAUUUCUUUUGAUAUAAAUAGCAAGUAAAUA
Molecule: messenger RNA, 839 nt
Organism: Helianthus annuus (common sunflower)
Lineage: Eukaryota; Viridiplantae; Streptophyta; Magnoliopsida; Asterales; Asteraceae
Product: probable protein phosphatase 2C 38
Exons: 2
Coding region: 256-534 (92 amino acids)
Source: RefSeq, a predicted model, not a curated record